Molecule: messenger RNA, 603 nt
Organism: Encephalitozoon romaleae SJ-2008
Lineage: Eukaryota; Fungi; Microsporidia; Unikaryonidae
Product: putative recombinase-like protein
Exons: 1
Coding region: 1-603 (200 amino acids)
Biological process (GO): double-strand break repair via synthesis-dependent strand annealing; t-circle formation; resolution of mitotic recombination intermediates
Cellular component (GO): Rad51C-XRCC3 complex; replication fork
Molecular function (GO): four-way junction DNA binding
Source: RefSeq, a predicted model, not a curated record
AUGCUUGAAUACUAUGGGGUGACGGAAUUGACAGGGAAGUCUGGGACGGGAAAGACGGCAAUUGCUGUUGAAGAAUCAAAAGAGCUUGCAACAAUAUACAUAACAACAACUACGUUUUGCAUUGGAAGGUACAAGGGGGCCUCCAAAGAAGUGAUGGACCGAAUUAUUGUAAAGUACAUCCCAAGCAUUGAAUAUCUAGCAUCCUUUGUUAUGAAUUCCAUGGAGAGGAUUAUUGUGGAAAGAAGAACCGGGCUGGUCAUUAUAGAUAGCCUAGAUCAUCUUCUUGCUACAGAAGGUAUGGGAAUGGAUCGAGGCAUUCUUUUCGGAGUGGUCAAUAGACUCAAAAGAAUGAACCAGAAGUAUGGAGUGAAUAUCCUAGUUGUCACCUACCAUUACGGCAGCUGGACCAUCGGAGCCUUCUGUAUACCUAAUCCUAUGCUUGGGCUCCAAUGGAUGUAUAUGGUGAACACAAGAUACGUUUGCUCUAGAGCUGGAGACAAGAGAACGCUCAGACUUGUUAGAUCUCCCUUCAUGAAAUCAAAAGCCUGGGAAUUUGUGAUUGGCUCAUCCGCAGUUAUGAUUACAUCAGAAAUGCCAGAGUAA